Molecule: messenger RNA, 2157 nt
Organism: Suricata suricatta (meerkat)
Lineage: Eukaryota; Metazoa; Chordata; Mammalia; Carnivora; Herpestidae
Gene: GNA15
Product: G protein subunit alpha 15
Exons: 7
Coding region: 339-1466 (375 amino acids)
Biological process (GO): phospholipase C-activating dopamine receptor signaling pathway; adenylate cyclase-modulating G protein-coupled receptor signaling pathway; action potential
Cellular component (GO): heterotrimeric G-protein complex
Molecular function (GO): G-protein beta/gamma-subunit complex binding; GTPase activity; guanyl nucleotide binding
Source: RefSeq, a predicted model, not a curated record
GACUGCAGACUGCAGACUGCGGUCCGGGCCUUUCCUCCCGACACCCCGCCCUCCCCGGGGGGGUGCCGCCCUCAACCAGUUCGGCAGGGCAGGCGGGUCUGAGAUGGGCGGGGAGCCCUGACAGCCUCCGCACCUUCCCUGGCUCCUCCUCCCCCUCCCCCCACCGCCCGUGCCGGGCACUCAGGCCUCGCUGAGCGGGGCGCCUGGUGCCCGAGGCCCGGACGUCAGGGGUCCCCCGGGUGACCCCCGAGCAGGGCGCGCGGCCCCGGUGCGCCCCAGGGCCAGGAGCCCUCCUCGGGGCCGGGGCCAUGCCGCCUGGUGCCCGCUGAGCCCCCAGCAUGGCCCGCGCGCUGACCUGGCGCUGCUGCCCCUGGUGCCUGACCGAGGACGAGAAGGCGGCCGCCCGGAUCGACCAGGAGAUCAACAGGCUCCUCCUGGAGCAGAAGAAGAGGGACCGUGGCGAGCUGAAGCUGCUGCUGCUGGGCCCCGGCGAGAGUGGGAAGAGCACGUUCAUCAAGCAAAUGCGCAUCAUCCACGGGGCGGGCUACUCGGAGGAGGAGCGCAAGGGCUUCCGGCCGCUCAUCUACCAGAACAUCUUCGCGUCCAUGCAGGCCAUGCUGGAAGCCAUGGACUGGCUGCAGAUCCCCUUCAGCAGGCCCGAGAGCAGGCACCAUGCCAGUCUGGUCAUGAGCCAGGACCCCUACAAAGUGACCACCUUCGAGAAGCCCUACGCUGUGGCCAUGCAGUGGCUGUGGACGGACGCCGGCGUCCGGGCCUGCUAUGAGCGUCGCCGCGAGUUCCACCUGCUCGACUCGGCCGUGUACUACCUGUCCCACCUGGAGCGCAUCACUGGGGAGGACUACGUGCCAACGGCACAGGACGUGCUGCGGAGCCGCAUGCCCACCACUGGCAUCAACGAGUAUUGCUUCUCUGUGCAGAAGACCAACCUGCGGAUCGUGGACGUCGGGGGCCAGAGGUCGGAACGCAAGAAGUGGAUCCACUGCUUCGAGAACGUGAUCGCGCUCAUCUACCUGGCCUCGCUCAGCGAGUACGACCAGUGCCUGGAGGAGAGCGACCGAGAGCAGAACCGAAUGAAGGAGAGCCUGGCCCUGUUCGGGACCAUCCUGGAGCUGCCCUGGUUCAAGAGCACGUCCGUCAUCCUCUUCCUCAACAAGACUGACAUCCUGGAGGAGAAGAUCGCCACCUCCCACGUGGCCACCUACUUCCCCAGUUUCCAGGGCCCGAAGCAGGACGUGGAGGCGGCCAAGAAGUUCAUCCUGGACAUGUACACUAGAAUGUACGCCAGCUGCGUGGACAGCGCCGACGGGGCCCGCAAGGGUCCGCGUUCCCGGCGGCUCUUCAGCCACUACACGUGCGCCACGGACACGCAGAACAUCCGCAAGGUCUUCAAGGACGUGCGGGACUCGGUGCUGGCCCGCUACCUGGACGAGAUCAACCUGCUGUGACCCAGGCCCCGCUGCCCCGGGCUCAGGCCCGCGCGUGGCGGCGGGGGGGCGGGGGGGGGGCCGCGAACCGGUGCUCAGUGAGCCCAGAUGCCCCUUGUCGCUCAGCCCCAGGUCCUGGGGGCAGAAGGGCUGUGACAGUGGGGGGUUGAAGGCCGGGUGUGGCCCCAUCCUUUCUCUGCCCCUCACUAGGACAGCCCUUGGGUUUGCCCUCCGUUGACUCAGUUUACCUCCUUGGAAAGGGAGCGCAAGGGCCACUUGGGAUGGCAGGGUGCAGGAAGAAGAGGGAGAGCAGAGGACGGAGGACGUGUCCCGUCCCGCGGAGGUCCUCUCCUGGGCAAAGGCCGGGACCUCCGCGGAGGUACUGCCCUCCGCCCCGAGAUGGGGGAGUGGCCUUCCGUCCGAGGGACCGGGCUCUGGCGCCCCCUUGCGGGCAGGAGGCGGCACCGACCCGUCGGAGGCCUGGGUAGCUCAGGGACUUCCCCGCUCCUGGCUGGAAAAAAAAAAAAAAGACCCUGAAAAACGCCGUCCCUUUCACAGUCCGAGGCUCACAGUGUGUCCUGCCCUGAUUACAGACGAGGCCCACAGGCUUCCCGCUGGGGGCCGGGCGCACUGCCUCUCACAUCCCUAAUGUAUUUAUUCCCGUCCCUUACGUGGGGCGCCUUGCAGGACAUUAAAGAGACGACAGUCUGGA